Messenger RNA from Trichomonas vaginalis G3, 1045 nucleotides. RefSeq names its product organellar and viral DNA polymerase type B. Gene Ontology annotation, molecular function: nucleic acid binding. The transcript has a single exon. The record is from RefSeq and is a predicted model, not a curated record. Lineage: Eukaryota; Parabasalia; Trichomonadida; Trichomonadidae. The annotation marks the transcript as partial.
AUGAGAGAAGUCAUUCGUGUUAGAGACUUUCCUCAAAGUAAAGUACAAGAAAUUUCUGACGCAACAGGUAUAGCAUUUAAUGUUACCAUUGGUUAUUUCAAUAACUCAAGACAUAAUGAAAUAAAGAGAUAUAUACCAAAAGAAUGUGAAACUGUUCGAACUAUUGACUUACUUCUUGUUGAAGACCACUACAUGCUAAACGAAAGAUUACCUAUGACAACAUAUUUCAUUCGCAACUAUAUAGAAAUCUUGAAGGAAUGUGGUGGAAUGAACAUUGAGAAACAAAUGAAGAUUUAUACAAAGAGAGAGAACAAAUAUGUAGUUCGUUAUGAUAGAACAACACCGUUAUGGGAUGUUAUGAAACAAUUGUGGGAGUGCAAAUAUUUCGAACCUAUUUCUUAUGGAGAACUUUUCACAUAUACGACUGACUUAUAUAAACAGAACCUUGCAUCAUUUAAAGAUUUGACAUAUGCUCCAAAGUAUUGUGUACAACUGAAGAAGAAAGCCGAGUCAAAAGAAGUAAAUAAAAAUAAGUGCAAGUUCAUUCCUGAGCACGUUUUCUUUGCUGGCUUUGAGUGUAGCACAGACGGCUUUCAUAAAGCUUUUAACAUCUGUUAUGACAGUGAAGAUGGUUCAGUGAGUGAAAGCAUAUGGGGUCAAAACUGUGCAACAGAAUUUUUGGAACGACUUCCUGACAAGAGUUUAGUAUAUUUUCACAACCUCAGCUAUGAUAUAAACUUCAUCUUAAGACACAUGACAGAAGUGAAAGGAACUCCCAUCAUUAAAGGUUCACGAACAAUGCAAAUAACUGGCUUAUAUAAAGGAAGGGCAAUUAUUAUAAAAGACUCUUACAGUGUUAUAAAUAAGAAGCUUAAACUAUUUCCUGUUAUGUUUAACUUACAAACAGGACCGAAAGAAGUAUUUCCAUACAACUACUACAGCAGUGUUUUGUUAGCAAAUGACAACAGAACUGGUGUCAUUUCUGAAGCAUGUAAGUUUAUCCGGGAUGCGGAUACGUUCAUGAAAAACAUAGAUUCCAUCAAAG